AUGAAGUGGGAAGAGUUCAGAAAUUCGCUUCCUGACACUUCUUCUCUUGAACAGUUUAAUAAGUUUCUUAAAGACCGUGCUGACAUUAUUGAAACUUACAACCAUCCAAGGUCAAGCGGUAAUACAAAUAGUGAAUUAAAUAAUUUUAAUAAGAAGAAGCGGGCACAUGCCAACGUUUUUGCUGCCAGAAUAUCUGAGCUGACUGAGACUGUUAAGGGUCACGCUCCCACUUGUGAGGCGCUAGUAACUAAUUUAAGGCUUUGCCGCAACUGCCUCCGGAGGGGUCACGACGUAUGUCGCGCGAGAUCUUGUCGCAAAUAUAAAAGGCGUCACAAUUCCUUAAUUUCUAGCAACGGUAAACAAUUAUGCCCUCAGGGCAAUGCUGCACCUGUAAUAGAAAAUGUGUCUCCUCCCGCAGCAGAGCUCACUGUUAACUUAGCUAGAGAUAAUGUCAAUAAGGAGCUGGAAGAAGCCUCGCCAAAGAAAUUACUAAGCCCCGAUGAAAAGGCUUGUGAGGAACACUUCCAGGCUCAUACAACUCGAGAUUCCGCAGGCAGAUUUUGCGUGCGCCUACCCCUCAAGGACUCACCUAGCUGCUUGGGAAAUUCGUACAUCACUGUCAGGAAAAGAUUUUUAAACCUGGAGAAACGUUUUAGGGCACAACCCGAGCUCAAGGCUCAAUACAUUAAAUUCAUUAGCGAAUAUAUCAUCAUUGGCUGGGACGAACAAGUACCUUGUGACUUGCAGCAAACAUGGGAUGAGUUAAAACAGGACCUGAGCAAGUUAGAGUUCGCUCAGGUUCCCAGGUUAGCCCUUUGCGACUCACCUGAUAGCCUGGAGCUUCACUCCUUUUGUGAUGCAUCUGCUACAGCACAUGGUUGUUGUCUCUAUAUGCGGUCCGGCAAUGAUAAUGGACAGGUAGUGGUUAGAUUGCUAUGCGCCAAAUCUAGGGUUAAUCCCAACAAGCCGACUACGAUUCCUCGUUUGGAAUUGCUUGGAGCUUUACUAGCUGCUCGGCUGUGCAAAUCUGUUCUCGAGUUCGUCAGUGCAAGAUUUCACGUUGUGUCCAUUGGAGCGACUCUAGCG
This is a messenger RNA of Brenthis ino (lesser marbled fritillary), 1086 nucleotides long. NCBI's taxonomy places the organism in Eukaryota, Metazoa, Arthropoda, Insecta, Lepidoptera, Nymphalidae. The record is from the annotation of a GenBank genome assembly.